AGGAAAUAAAGUUAUGAAGAUCUUAUUACCACAGGAUUUGAUAAAACAGACACUAAGUAUACUUUGCGACGUAGCAUCAUCUGAACAAGUAGUAAGUACGUCACAGUCGCUGUUCAGGAAUAUUCUACACCGUCGUCUCGUCCACCUGUGAUUGAGGAAAGACAAACAUAUUCUCGAGGAUGACGGAAAAAAGUCCACUCGUCGAUACCCAGCCGCAGCACCAGCCACCGCCUUACACACCUACGACUACUGCGACUCCGGUACAAGGAACUCCUUCGUGGCAGCAACCACCCGGGUAUUAUCCAAACAUAGAUACACCGCCCUCAUCGAACUACCCGCCAAGUAAUUAUGGAGCAACACAUUCCACAACGGUUAUUGUUCCUGAAAUCAUAGUUGUUGGGGGGUGUCCCGCAUGUAGAAUUGGAGUAUUAGAGGAUGAUUACACUUGCUUAGGAAUCUUUUGCGCAAUAUUUUGCUUUCCCGUCGGUAUCAUUCCUUGUUUGCUCCUUAAAAAUCGACGUUGUUCUAAUUGCGGGGCUUACUUUGGGUGAAUAAAACAAUACGAUGAAAAUCAUUAAUUAACAAAAGGUUAAAAAUGUAAAAAAAAAUUUUUUUCUCGUGUUUUAUGAAAGUUAACAAUAAUGUUAAAAGAUUUUAUGAGGUAGGAAACCAAAGAAUCUCAAAAAAUGGUACUUUUGUACAUUACCAAGCCGAGUGCUUUAAAAAUUGAUAGGCUUGUUUUUGUUUAACAUCUUGUUGACUUUUAUUUUCUUCAUUAAACAAAAUGAAACAAAAAUGUUAGUAUUAAAGUUAAAAUCAUUUUUUAAUGUACCAAUUAAAUUUAUUUAGUAAUUGGCAAAAAUUAGAAAUGAAAAGCAUAGGAGGAGUGUAAUUUCUACAAAAUAUUUAACUUUUUAAAAUAUCUGUAGAAAACUGAAAUGUUGUUGUUGACAUAAAAUUUUUCAAAGGAUAAAGUAUUCAUGGACUGUAUUUAAAUACAGAGCUCCAUUAUUUUUUAUAAUUGACUAGAUUUAUUAUUUCUAAACAAAAUAACUUAAUUGUGUAAAAAAAAUUAAAAUUUAGAUACUGUUCAACUACACUGAAGUAUUUUAUUUUGCAAUAUUUAGGGUCGAUGUCAACCAAUAUUUAGUGUCACUUGUAUCAUUUGCCAAGACAACGUUUAAAAAAAUUUUUUGUAAUAAUUUAGAAAAAGUUUACAUAAUUAGCGAGCAUUAUGUCUAAAUGCAAUGGUUUUAAGCUUGUAUUUAUUCCAUUCAAGUUUUGAGUCCAUACAAAAUGCUAUUUAUUUAUAUAAUGAUAGUUACUGAAAAAUUUUCAUAACUUGUGAAAAUUAGCGAUAUGAAGUUGUUAAGAAUGUGACAAUACAAAUAUAAGAUGUUAAAUAAGUAGUUUAAAUUUCAUACAAAUAAAGUUAAUACAGUUUUUGAAAACAUGUUAUCACGAUAUUUUUAAUAAAUGCGUUUAUAAUGUUUUAUAGGAAAUUAAGAAUUUAGUAAAAAAAAGUAAGAACUACGAUUUCACGUUAAUGAUACAUCAUUAAAUCGGAGUUUAUAUUUCUUCAUUCAUCGCAAUUGAGCUCAACAAUUGAAGGCUUGAAUACUUUUUUUUUUUUAAUGUAAAUAAUUUGCGUCAACUAUUUUUUCAAACAAAAAAAUUAUUGAUAAUCAAUCGAAUAAUGUUAUGAAGUCGAAACGGCAUACUUUAAAAGUUAAAAAAUUUUAAUUGCAUCAAAACUACCCUUACAUAUCCGAUUUAAAUACUUAACUAAGCUAAAUAAAAUAAUUCUUACAGUCCAAUAACUUAGUGAUUGCAAUCAGGGUCAAUCUUUUACUAUUGUUUGUUUUUGAAGUAUUUUUAACUGAAGCUCAGAGACCACAUUUAUACGUAGCUUUGAAUUACUGUAUUAU
Messenger RNA from Copidosoma floridanum, 1928 nucleotides. Its product is annotated as membrane protein BRI3. The record is from RefSeq and is a predicted model, not a curated record. NCBI's taxonomy places the organism in Eukaryota, Metazoa, Arthropoda, Insecta, Hymenoptera, Encyrtidae.